Molecule: messenger RNA, 1325 nt
Organism: Quercus lobata
Lineage: Eukaryota; Viridiplantae; Streptophyta; Magnoliopsida; Fagales; Fagaceae
Product: desiccation-related protein PCC13-62-like
Exons: 3
Coding region: 261-1205 (314 amino acids)
Source: RefSeq, a predicted model, not a curated record
UUCAUAACUAUCAUAUGUGGCAGACUGUAGUUAACUAUCUGUUACUUUCACAUAGAUGCAUCACUUUUUCUCUACCCCUCAGUCAACCACAUAAAAGAAUUGUGGUAAAGCACGUAGAACAAGCAAAACAAGUUGUGGUUCUAGAAUUAUUGUUAUUCUAAGACAUAUGUAUCAGCAGAUUGUAUAUAAAUAUAAACAGUAGCAUCGAUCUGACAUACCUACCACAAGCUAGCUAGCAAAAAUAGCCAACAGAAAGAGCUAUGGCACUAACUAUUACUUGCACAGCCACCAUCACCACUUUUCUAAUCUCUCUCAUUUUCCUUCCCAAAUUUUAUUCUUCUGAAGACAGCAUAGACAAUGACUAUUCAUCAAUCCCAAAAUCAGACGUGGAUCUUUUGGAAUUUCCUCUAAAUUUAGAGUUCCUAGAAGCUGAAUUCUUUUUGCACAGCUCUUUGGGUUAUGGCUUAGAUGAAUUUGCUCCAAAUCUAACCAAGGGAGGUCCAUCACCUAUAGGUGCUAAAAGGGCAAAUCUGGAUCCUUUUACUCAGGAUAUUAUCAAGCAAUUUGCUUUCCAAGAAGUUGGACACUUGAGGGCCAUUCAAAAAACAGUUAAAGGAUUUCCACGACCAUUAUUGGAUUUAAGUGUAGCAUCAUUUGCAAAAGUGGUUGAUCGUGCAUUUGGGCGACCAUUGGCUCCACCUUUUGAUCCUUAUGCUAGUGGACUUAACUUACUCCUUGCAUCUUAUCUUAUUCCUUAUGUUGGACUCACUGGCUAUGUUGGAGCAAAUCCAAAACUCCGAGCCCCUGCUUCCAAAAGGCUUGUUGCAGGCCUUUUAGCUGUGGAAUCAGGCCAAGAUGCAAUCAUUCGAGCCUUAUUAUACGAGCGUGUAAUGAUGAAAGUGCCACCAUAUGGAAUAACAGUGGCAGAGUUUACCGAUCGCUUUUCAAAACUAAGGAACAAUCUUGGACAUGCAGGCUUCAAAGAUGAAGGUCUUGUGGUUCCCCUUGUUGCAGGUGCUAAAGGAAAGAUCACAAGGAACGUGCUUGUUGGAGAUAAUGACUCCAUUGCAUUUGAAAGGACCCCAGAAGAGGUACUGAGAAUUGUGUAUGGUGGAGGAAAUGAGCAUAAACCUGGUGGGUUCUAUCCAAAAGGAGCUAAUGGUCGCAUUGCCAAAUCUCAUUUACAUUCUAUGCCUACAACUUGAUUACAAGAAAACUAGUUUUGAUGUUUUUUGUUUUAGUGUUUAAAUUAUGUGCACUUUGCAUUGAUAACAAAUAAAUCUAUUAUGAGUUUUUAUGAUUAUGUGCCAAAAUUAUUGUUUUAA